UCAGCUGUUUUUGUUACAAUUCCAAAAAACUUCUUCUGUGCAUUCAGCGCGAAACAAACAAAUAAACAUGAAUUUUAUCACAAGAAUAGUGGGGCCACCGUUUCGGCAAUUGGUGUUUAAUCAACCACCUGUAAGUUGGCAAAGAGUGGCCGUGAUUCCCACCAAGAAUGUUCUACUUUACUCCACGAAAACAACGAAACCGCAAGAACCCAGCACCGGCAGUGCUGCGAACAGCAACAAGAAAGCAAAAACAACACCAAAGAUAACUCUUAUUUCGUCCGAUGAGUCGAUAUCGAUAGUGAAUCUGGAUGAGGCAGUAAAAAUAUCCAACCGGCGAAAUUUAAAGCUGGUGAAGAUUACCGAUCUUGACACUAAAACGCAGCGUCCGGUGUACAAAUUAAUAACCGGUGCGGAGUAUCUGAACGAAGACUUAAAGCGCCGCGAGGAAAAGAAAAAAAGCAAACAGGAUGCAUCCGUUAAGGGUGACAAGCUGCUGACGAUUAGUGCUCGCAUAGCCGAACACGAUCUCGCUUCAAAGAUACAGAAUGUACUAAAAUGGUUGAACAAAUCGUACGAGGUGCGUGUCGUUGUAACGGGCGACGGUGCGGGCAACAAGGCAAAGCAGGAAGACAUUGCACAGCGCUUCGAGGCGAGUGUAAAGGACACCGGCAAGAUAGUGCAGAAACGCCUCCGCGAUAAUGAUUUGCGUUUUAACAUUACACCAACCGCUGGGAGUGGCGCAACGGUCGGUAAGAAAGGGUUGCUCGAUGUAAAGGAUACAACAAACGGGAUGGAUGAACCGCAAGCUGCUCGUGGGUUGCAUACGCAGAGCCGUUCAAUGGCGUGACAAUCACAGCGAGGGGACAGAGAGCCGGCAGCCACGACGAAACGGUACAAGGUGACGGGAUGUGUUGCAUUUGUUCUGUUUGCGAAGUAUGCUUUCUGGGCCUAUCUGAUCAGGGGCGACAGAUGACCAUUGUAAAGUAAGGUAAGGAAAUAAAGCUAGCUCAAAUAUAGACUAAAUGAAAGCAAAAAAUUUGUUAAACAUUUGCUUGCUAAAUGUUAAUCCGAUGAUGAAGUAAAUUCCAUUUCGACCCAUUCUGGGGUUCUAGCGCUUUUAUGCCACCUCCCACCAAGGUAGUGUAUCUAAACACACAACCAGAAGUCAAUUAGUGUGAAAUAAAAUUAGGAUCAAGCCAGCUUACGUAUUCCCUGGUGCUGGUGCGCUUGGACACAAAGAGUAUUGCUUUAUCGACCGAAACAGGUGCAUCAGUUGCAUCGUAAUUAAAUUAUUCAAUUGCACUUCAAUCGAAACACGGCGUAAAGGGAUCACACGAGGUGAAACCAAAUACCUCGUGACCGAUGCCUCCUACAUAUUCGACAGUUGUCCCCGGGGGGGGAUAAAAGGAUAUUUUGUGAGAUUUUUGUAAUUGGAUUAUUUAUCACCCCAAAACAACACGAAGUCGGUCACCUAAUGGCGGUUGAUGUGGUUCCGAGUGCAUUGAUGCGGUAAUUUUAAAAUAGAUUCUCACACCCAACAUCAAUACCAGGAUUAAUCCGGUUGAGUGAGGUGAUAGUGACAUUAACUAGACCAUAAAAAUGUACAACAAAAAAACACGUUCCAUGGCAGUAAAUUUUGUGCAACAGAAUAAUC
Molecule: messenger RNA, 1654 nt
Organism: Anopheles funestus (African malaria mosquito)
Lineage: Eukaryota; Metazoa; Arthropoda; Insecta; Diptera; Culicidae
Gene: mIF3
Product: translation initiation factor IF-3
Exons: 2
Coding region: 68-847 (259 amino acids)
Biological process (GO): mitochondrial translational initiation; ribosome disassembly
Cellular component (GO): mitochondrion
Molecular function (GO): ribosome binding; translation initiation factor activity
Source: RefSeq, a predicted model, not a curated record